Symbiodinium sp. CCMP2592 is the source of this 5310-nucleotide messenger RNA. The record is from the annotation of a GenBank genome assembly. Lineage: Eukaryota; Dinophyceae; Suessiales; Symbiodiniaceae.
AUGUGGCGACUUUGGAAGCAGAGACUGGGUUUCAGGAAGGCGCGCUUCCUCAAGCUGCUCUUCCCAGUCUCCGCAGUGUUCCUCAUAGUGGUGUCUUCAGGCAUGUGCCGUGCCUUCGCAGCUCCGGGCGAGGAGGCACCGUAUGCCCAAGUUAUUCGAACUUUGGGCGAUGCCCGCAGCUGGAAGGAUGCUCUCGAGCUCUUUGCCGACAUGUGCAAGUUGGACCCGAAGGCGGCUCUCAACACCGCGACAUUCACGGCCGCAAUUCUCGCAUGCGGCAGCACAGCACAGUGGCUGCAGGUCAGUGUGUUGCUCGAAGAAGCCCGGAGGAAAGGAGUCAAGUCUGACUUGGGUAUGUGCCGAGCGGCGCUGGCGGCCUAUGCGGAGCGCCUCGCUUGGGCGGAGGCUCUGCAGCUCUGGGAGGCGGAAGCGCCCAGUGGCCUGCUUCCGACGGUCGUCGAGAUCUGUGCCAAAGCAUGCCAAGCGGAGCUGGCCUCACAGCUUGUCCCGCAGCAGCUUGAAGACGCCGAGUUGGGCCGCAGCCUCGUGACAGCUUUCGCUGAAGCGCGUGCAUCGGAGAUGGCGUUGGACGUUCUCCUGCGCAUGAAAGGAGAGGGGCUCGAACCGACUGCAGACACCAUCGCAGAUGUUAUGUCAGCCUGCGAUGCAGGAAGCAGGGUGCAGGGGAUGGACGUGGAGGCCAAGGCAGAUCUCCAGCGACGCCCGGCUCAGGCGCAGGUCAUGUCUCUCCUGUGGUGGGCACGCAGUUGGGGUGUGGAGAGGAAUGUGAGGCUAUACCGGACUACUCUGGAUGCGUGUUCUUCGGAACUAUGGGCCGUUGCUGUGAGCCUUCUCGUCGACAUGGAGGCAGACGGCUUCAGCCCGAAAUCUGGCGACCUGGCCGCCGCUAUUCAGGUCCUUGCUGCUGCUCAGGAAGAGGCGCAUCAGGGCAGAACGCAGCAAGAGGAGCGAGAGAUGUCCAUCCGGAGAGUGCAGAGGGCCAGAAUUGCACAACCCACACAGGAGCCUCGCACACCGAAGUGGGACUUUUCGCCAGUUGUCGUCGAGUCGAUGCCGGCAACGCCGAAGAGGACUCCCGGCCUUCGCGAGCGGUUGCAGACGGAGAUCGAGCUCGAGGAUGUAUUCGCAGACGAAGGUGUCCGAAGCAACUUACCCUGGAGUGGCGGAGGCCCUUGGAGAAAGUGGGAGAUGGCCGUCAGCCUUCUGGAGAAGAUCCAGAUUUUGAGUUUCAGUCCAGAGAUUGCCCCUUUGAAUGCAGUCAUAACGGCCUGUGCUCGGGCGCAAGAGCUGGCGCAGUGCAAGCUCGUGCUAGACACGAUGAAAGGCGAAUCGCUGCAGCCGGACGCGGUCACCUGCGCCCAGCUCAUAGGUGGAUGCUGCCGAAGAGGCCUCUGGGAGCAGGCGCUGCUCAUCCUUGGCCGCGCCAGAGAUCUAUCCGUGGCCAGCAUGUCCACCUGUGAGGAGGGCCUCAAGGCCUGUUUCCGAGGACGACAGCCGCGGCUCGCCCUUCUGCUCUUGGCCGAGAUGGAUCGUAUGCCAACAGGUGUCUCGACUCCAGCGAUCAACACCGCUAUUGCCACCUGCGCUCGCUUCGGCCUUUGGACGCAGGCGAUUGCUCUGCUGAGUGAGCUGCAGUCGCGGCUGAUGACGCCUAACUCUGCUACAUAUGCUGCGGUUGCUGCUGCUUUUGAAGCUGCACCGUCGUCGCUCGCAUGGGCAUGGGAGCAGGCCCUCCUCUUGCUGGAGGAGUCGCGAGGACUUGGACUGGCAAACGGCCAGACGUAUGCGAGUACUAUCGCUUGCUGCGGGCGGCGCUGGCAGCUCAUUGUUUCAGCUCUGGUUGACAUGCGUUCCGCGCGGGUGCUGCCCGCUCCCCGAACGUACUCCGAUGUCCUGCGCAGUUUCACCAAGCUGAGCCUUGCCUCAGUCGCCGUCGGGGCCCUGGGCGCAGUGCGUGGGUCCGGAUCAUUCACGCAGAGUGCAGUUGCCUCAGAGAUGUUAGCUGGGGCCCAGCAGCUCGGCCGCAUCGGCCACAGCUUCUCGGAGGCCAACCUGCAAGUUCUCAAGGAGGACCCCCAUGCACGUCGCUACAUGUCACAGAAGUACGCGGAGCUGAUGCAGCGCCCGCAGGCAGCUAGUCCGUCAGAGGCGCGACCGCACGAAAAGAGAUCGGCACAAGUUCGGAAGGUCACUUUGGGUCGCCUUGUGUCGAGGUUCAACUACACUUUCGACUACAACGGAAAGACCACUUUGACCGCAGCCAUCACAAAGGUUAUGGCAGAUGAAGGGCGAGCUGAGUUCAAAGCCUAUGAUGCUAUUGACAAGGCUCCUGAGGAGAAAAAGCGUGGUAUCACCAUCAACCAGGCUCACGUAGAGUACGAGACUGACAAGAGACACUAUGGCCAUGUAGACUGUCCUGGUCACGCUGAUUAUGUCAAGAACAUGAUCACUGGCGCUGCCCAGAUGGAUGGAGCCAUCCUGGUGGUCUCAGGUUAUGACGGACCAAUGCCACAGACCCGAGAGCACAUCUUGCUCUCCAAGCAGGUCUGGAGCACCCAGCUCCGCUGGGAGGGCAAAGAUGGUCCAGAGGAGGUCGCCGACGUUCGUCGGGCCAUGGCUGAAGCCACAGGCAUCUCGGCUGGCAGCCUCAGCUUGCUCUGCUUGCAGCGGAAGCCUGGCAGCCCACAGAGCACGCUGAAGCCUGUCUCGGGGCAAAGUCUGGUUGCGUUUUUGGAGCAGAAUUGUCGGGAAGAUCACGGUGUUUUCCAGCUGCGCGCUGCUUUUGACAAUGUCACCAACGAGGAUUUCGUGCAGGUGCGCGUGGCCUGCCCUGGCACGGCCACCUCAAAGGCUGUCGCGAACAGUAGCGCGAGCCAGCCUCUGCCGAUCGUGAUAGAGCAGUUUGAGCUUGCGGCCAGCGGCACGGUGACGACUCUGAAAGAGCUGAUCUCCAAAAGGACGAAGUUCCCCGUAGAUCAGACGGUGCUGUUACUGGGCUGUAAGCGCUUACACGAUGAGCUUCCCAUGGGCCGCGUCGCCGCCGCCGCAGAGACGUCCCAGACUCCCCUGCAGCUUCAUCUGAGCGCCAAGGGAGCCCUGGCCUUCCUCAGGCGCGAGGGGCAAGGACACCGCGAGCAAAAUGGGGCGCACACACUUAGCCUUAUUCUGCCGGCGUCUGUGAAGGGCAGCCAUGAAAGGCCUAUGCCCUUCGAUCUCAAAUCCACUCUCAGUGAUCUGCGAUGGUCUGUGCAGAGCGUUUCAGGGAUCUCUCCUGCACGAAUGAAGUUGGUUUUGGAUGACGACAAGGACUUGUCCUUCGCGUUGGAGUCCAGCACUUUAGAGGAGCUUGGCUUCGAGGAUGGCUGCAGCGUGCAUGUGCAUCAACCCGAUGCUCUGGCCGACUUCGACAUGCCGUUAGAUAUCCCGUCCAUGGGUCCUGCAAGCCUGCUUUACGAGACGGCAGCAGAAAAGCUGGGGGUAGUGGACCAAAGCAAGCUUGCAAUCUUUGCUGGAAGUCAGCUGGUCGAACGCAGUGCUGAUUUAUCCCAGGCGCUCAUUGCUGACGGAGUCAUCCUCUGUGCUUACAUGAACUGGCCCUUGCAUUUAUCCGUGUCCGUCCUAGACUCGAGCCUCCCAGGAACCCUGGAGGGCUUUCCAGGUACUUUGGAAGUGCGGAGCUGCGAUUCCAUUUCGGACGUCCGCCGGAAACUGGUGGCCCGCGCCGUGGAAGCAGAGGCGACGGCCCUUCUGGAGGGCAGCUUAGCCUUCGCGGUGGAGUGCUCCACCUGGGAGCGAGAGGGAGCGGGGUGCCGCAGUCUCGCAUCGCUGGAGACGCUGUUGGGAGGAUUCUCGCCUGUGCCUGAGACGGCGCGUCUCUCCAGGUUGGGAAUGGCUGACGGUGGCUGCCACCUGGUCUUUGUACCCAAGAAGGUGGUAUCUCUUGAAGUUCAGGUCUGCCAUGGUGAGGAAGAGAAGGGCCUUAGGCAACUCAGGGUGCCAAGCACCACUCGGCUUUCAGAGCUUUCAAAGAUUCUGAUACGAAGUCUACGGCAAAGCAGCCUCCCUGAUUUUGCCCCAAGCGAAUUCGCCCACUGCUCCUGGACGCCCUCCUCCGAUCCAAAGAGCUCUCGGGACGGCCUGCAACGGAGUGUCUCGCAGUCCUCCUUCGGCGGAGUCGCAGCGAUGCUGUCGAAAGUGAAGAGGAAGUCCUUCGGGAGCAGCCCGGGCUCUCCACCCGAGAAGCGCCGCCGGGGAGCUAGCGACUCCAAGGACAUGGACGAGAGGCAGUUUGUGGGUGACCUGCAAGCCCAGCAUCCCACGUCCUCCAGAGCUCUCUGUCAGCAGUUCCUGUGCCCGAUCUCCAUGCAGAUCAUGCAGGAUCCCGUCAUUGUCACGGGAAGUGGCAACACUUACGAUCGCAAGUCGAUCGAACGGCACUUCCAGCACUUCUACAGAGACCCGCUCAACAACACCGAGCUCAGAAGACCGGCGGAUCGAAAGCUGAUUCCAAACAACCAGCUCCGCAGCCAGAUCCGUGAAGCUGAAAUUUCUCAAAUUCACUUGCGACUUACUGCACAUCUUAGUGAACAGCGCAGCUUUUCCAGCGAUGCGCCGAUGGCAGAAUAUCUUCGACAUGGUCGAAGACAUGGAACUUGUCGAUCUUGUGGAACUGGAGCGCAGCAGAACUCAGCCUUGGACUCCGCGGAUGUUGAGCAACUUUUGUGCAAGGCCCCGUCGGGGCCGCCGGAAGCCAGCGCGUUCCCGGCGGAAGGUGAUGACACCCGCGAGUGGUGGAAGUGGCAGGCCCAGACGGUCGUGCAGCCGCCUUUGUUGACGAUUAGCGAAGAGAGUGCUCCAAGGCACGAGGACAGAAUCUUUCUCAGAGACCGGAUGACUUCUCGGUAUUUGUCAGUUAUUGGCCACCACGGCAGUGCAAUACAGUGCACCAUGACAGAGAAGCCUGCAUCUCUGUUCGUGGUCCAUGCAGACAUGGCAGAAUACCAGGAAGCAUGGCUGGGUUUCGCACACGAAGGGUUGCCGGCAUUUGGCUGCUUCCUUGGCUACGACAACGCGUUUCAGAGCUGGUACGCCUCGCUGGGAGCAGGCUCUGAGCAUCCUCUUCCAUGCGAAGCCGAAGGCUUCCAAGCUCACAGCACCUUCAAGUGGCAUCCGGAUGCCACACUAAGGCACUUGUCAAGUGGGCUGUGGCUGCAUGCGGAUCCGUUGACGGAUGCCGUACUGCUCCAUGCCAACAGGAGGAGUCAAUGGGAGGCUGUUCCUGUUGCCUGA